Molecule: messenger RNA, 1203 nt
Organism: Penicillium cinerascens
Lineage: Eukaryota; Fungi; Ascomycota; Eurotiomycetes; Eurotiales; Aspergillaceae
Exons: 4
Coding region: 1-1203 (400 amino acids)
Biological process (GO): late endosome to vacuole transport via multivesicular body sorting pathway
Cellular component (GO): multivesicular body
Source: RefSeq, a predicted model, not a curated record
AUGGCAAGCAGCAUUCCCGCAGGGCUAAGAACGGCCGACAUUGGGCGCUUCGCCCUACGUGCAGCGCAAAUAGAAAAAGCGAAACCGGUGGUGGCCUACUGGUGCAAUUUCCAUAUCGUGAACCAGAUAAUCGAGAGAGGGCUUCACAGCUCGGAUGACGAGAUCAAGCUCUACACGACUAACCUGGUUGAUAGGCUGGAGCAGUUCAAAACCGAGAACCCCGACAACGAGACAGUAACGGAUAACGUCGCGGCAAGUGCCUAUGUUGAGCAAUUUGGACUGGAGGUGUUCGGUCGCGCCGAGGCGGCUAUGACAGCCAACAAGGUCACUAAGCAAACAGCAGACACCUUCCAAGCAGCAGCUACAUUUCUCGAGCUAUGUCAGAUCUGGGGCGACAUCGACCCCGAGAUUGCUGGAAGGAUCAAGUUCGCCAAAUACCAUGCUGUUCGAAUUGUGAAGGCAAUCAAAGCCGGAGAGGAUCCUAAUGCGACGAAUCCCGCACCAAAGGAGGAAGAGGAAGCCCAGGUCGCCGAUCCAGAUAUCCAAGCGUUCGAUGAAUCCGUGGCGGAGCAAGCAUCCAAGCCAAGACAGGCGUCCGUCGAGGAGAUUCAAGACGAAGCCGAUCGCAUAGGCCGACAGAUGGCCCGUCAGUCAUCUCUCGACGAGUCUCUUCACCCGUCUCGCGCAUCUUCACUUCCAAGACCGCCUGCUUCCUCGACCCCGGAGAUUCCCUCUGUUCCGCAGAAUGCGCCUGGUUCUCCUGGACGAAUGGAUAUUGAUGACCAGCAUUCGGGUGGCCUGGAGCUGCCUUCGACACCGAGCACCAUUGGAGGGUCGAGCGGAGUCCCCAAUCUACCAGAUACGCCUGGAUUCCACGCACCUCACACCUCAAAGCCUUCCAAUAGCUUCCAGUCCUUCCCACCGCCGGCCGCGAGUCCGUCAGUGCCAGCGUCGAACCCAGCUUCAUUCUACGAUCCAACUAGUGCCAGUGCCUACAUCCCACCUCCCGCAGCUUCACCUGCCCGUGCUCCUAUUGCUCCUCCACCUGCUGCACCGAGCCAGCCCUCGCAUGGCGUGGAUGAUAACUCUAUCACUCUGGCGCAAAAACAUGCUCGGUGGGCGGUAUCAGCCCUGACCUUUGACGAUGUUGAUACAGCUAUUAAGGAGCUGAAAAACUCUCUGAGAUACCUCGGCGCAGAGUGA